This is a messenger RNA of Rhineura floridana, 2086 nucleotides long. It is a transcript of the gene REEP2, whose product is annotated as receptor accessory protein 2. The coding region runs from base 86 to 880 and encodes 264 amino acids. Gene Ontology annotation, biological process: endoplasmic reticulum tubular network organization. Lineage: Eukaryota; Metazoa; Chordata; Lepidosauria; Squamata; Rhineuridae. The transcript is spliced from 8 exons. Gene Ontology annotation, molecular function: taste receptor binding; microtubule binding. The record is from RefSeq and is a predicted model, not a curated record. Gene Ontology annotation, cellular component: endoplasmic reticulum membrane; endoplasmic reticulum tubular network; cytoplasmic microtubule.
UUUAACAGCACUGUCUCUUUCCUCGCGGCUGCCGCUGCUGAAAACCAGGUCCCCAGUACCCACCGGCCGCUGGAGGAGCCUCGCCAUGGUGUCCUGGAUCAUCUCCCGGCUGGUGGUGCUGGUUUUUGGUACCCUGUACCCUGCAUAUUCUUCUUACAAAGCUGUGAAGACGAAAAAUGUGAAGGAAUAUGUCAAGUGGAUGAUGUAUUGGAUUGUGUUUGCCUUCUUCACCACAGCCGAGACACUCACAGACAUCAUCCUCUCUUGGUUUCCCUUUUAUUUCGAACUGAAAAUCGCAUUUGUGAUCUGGCUGCUUUCUCCUUACACCAAGGGCUCCAGUGUGCUCUACAGGAAGUUUGUGCACCCAACGCUCUCCAGUAAGGAGAAGGAAAUCGAUGAGUAUAUCAGCCAGGCACGUGACAAGAGUUAUGAAACUAUGAUGCGAGUUGGCAAGCGAGGAUUAAAUUUGGCAGCUAAUGCAGCAGUUACUGCAGCUGCAAAGGGCCAAGGAGUUUUGUCUGAAAAACUGCGGAGUUUCAGCAUGCAAGACUUGACUUUGAUUCGGGAUGAUGACACUGUACAUUUGCGGAGCCCUGAGCCACACAAACGUACCUCUGCUACUGGCCUUCUUGAAACUGUUGACAAUUCAGGUACAUCCUGUUAUUCAGAGGAGAUGACUGUGUCUCAAAGACAUAAUGGGGCCCAUUCUGAUGCCAGAACAGACCCACUGGAUGACGAUACAGGGGACAAAGUUCCCAAACGGACCCAGAGCCUUAAAGCUCCUAAGAAAGUCACAAAGACUGAGCCCGCACAAAAGACUGUGAAAGCCCGUCCUAAGAAGAAAGUUGCAGGUUCCAGUGCUGCUGGCGAGUCAGCCUAAGGGCAUCCCAGCCUGCCUGUCCCAGGGCUCUUCUGACACAUUGAGGAGAACUCUCCAAGGAAAGGGAGCUGAGAUCAUGUACAUAACAGCUGCUGCUUUGUAGAGCUCAUUCCAAGGCAAGAGGGUGACUGAACUUUGGUACACGGAGUAGAGGAUGGCCAUCCUCAGGAAUUAUUUACUCUACAUCUCUGUGAUGGAGAGAAUGCUAAUCUGUCUGUACAUAGCCUGUUGCUUUGGGAUUCCCUCUCUGUGUGUAACCCUAACAGGGAAACUCUUUGCUGGAACAACUCUUAUUAGGGUUAGAGCCAUCUUGGCACAGAGGCUGAGGCGAAAAAUCAAGACUGGUGCCACUGAAAUUCUAAUUAGAGGUGGGGAGCUCCCCCAUAGUAUUUCAGCAUUUCACUGGUUGUCAUGCUGAAGCUGCUGUGGGGGAUUGUUAGAAAGUGCCUGGAACUGAAAACUGUUAUCCAAACUCAUUUGGGCAGAAGCAACAGACAGAAACAAUGGCUUGCUUGGUGCUUUGCUACAUGGGCAACUGCUUAGUUGUGGAGGGAUUGGGGAAGGUCUUGUUUUGCAGGGAGACUGCAGUUCUUUAGGGGAGGGGUGCAAUGUGGGAAUGAAAUUGGCUAGCUUCUUUACCAGUAUCUGGUGUCUGUUUAUAAGCAGCCUCUUUUGCUUGGUUGGAAGUGUUGUAACCCUGCUCAUGGUAGAUGUUGGGAAGGUAGAACUGUUUGCAUGGUUUUUUUUUCAGUAGAAUAAGGUAUGGAGGAAGGUGAAGAAGCCAAGACGACUGUGGCUGGAGCAGAAUGUAUGGGGAUGCCUUGACACAAAUCAGUAUUUUUCCAAAGAGCUGGAGUCCUGAAUAGCCAUUGUCUAGCAACCAAACAUUUUGGCCCCUACUUCAGACUUGCCUUUAUAUUUUACAGGUCAGUCUGUUUUCUGUAAGAGUUGUUUGGAGAAGGCAUGUGUAUGGAAGAAGCUCAAGGAUAGAUGGGUGGUACCUUAGGUUUCUGCUGUGUUCUUAAUUAUGCUUUAGUUGCACUGGAAACAGAAGUUUGGAGCUUGAGCAGUGCAGCCUGAUGAGUAGGCAAAAAAUAGCAACUCUUUUUGGAGCUUUUCUGGCACUAGGUGGACAAGGGAUAGAGUUACUUAGCUCUUUCAUCACUACUGGCUUCCAUCACUCCCUGCUAACACUGGUUACCUUUU